AUGGCCCUCAUUAUGGAGCCCGUCAGUAAGUGGUCGCCGAGCCAGGUCGUCGACUGGAUGAAAGGUCUUGAUGAUUGCUUGCAGCAAUAUAUUAAGAAUUUUGAGAGAGAGAAGAUUAGUGGCGACCAGCUACUACGUAUUACUCAUCAAGAACUGGAAGAUCUUGGAGUCACACGAAUUGGCCAUCAGGAACUUAUCUUGGAAGCAGUAGACUUGCUCUGUGCACUGAACUAUGGUUUGGAAACAGAAAAUCUGAAAACUCUUUCACACAAACUGAAUGCAUCUGCCAAAAAUCUGCAGAACUUCAUCACUGGGAGGAGGAGAAGUGGUCACUAUGAUGGAAGGACCAGCCGCAAAUUACCAAAUGAUUUUCUGACAUCAGUAGUGGAUCUCAUUGGAGCUGCUAAAAGUCUCCUGGCUUGGUUGGACAGAUCACCUUUUGCUGCUGUGACAGAUUACUCUGUAACAAGAAAUAACGUAAUACAACUCUGUCUGGAGCUGACAACAAUUGUACAACAGGAUUGCACAGUAUAUGAAACAGAGAAUAAAAUUCUUCAUGUGUGUAAAACUCUCUCUGGCGUCUGUGACCACAUCAUCUCACUCUCUUCUGAUCCCCUGGUUUCCCAGUCGGCCCACCUUGAAGUGAUCCAGCUUACAAACAUCAAGCCAAGUGAAGGGCUGGGUAUGUACAUUAAGUCAACAUAUGAUGGUCUCCAUGUAAUUACUGGAACAACAGAAAAUUCACCUGCAGAUCGGUGCAAGAAAAUCCAUGCUGGAGAUGAAGUGAUUCAAGUUAACCACCAAACUGUGGUGGGGUGGCAGUUGAAAAAUUUGGUGAAUGCACUACGAGAGGAUCCGAGUGGUGUUAUCUUAACUUUGAAAAAGCGACCUCAGAGCAUGCUUACCUCAGCACCAGCUUUACUGAAAAAUAUGAGAUGGAAGCCCCUUGCUCUGCAGCCUCUUAUUCCCAGAAGUCCUACAAGCAGUGUUGCUACACCAUCCAGCACUAUCAGCACACCUACAAAAAGAGACAGCUCUGCACUACAGGAUCUUUAUAUACCACCUCCUCCAACAGAACCUUACGUUCCCAGGGAUGAAAAAGGAAAUCUCCCAUGUGAUGAUGUUGGCAGACAUACAGUGGGCAAACCAGUUCAUACAGGAUCCGAAUCUCCAAACUCAUUUCUUGACCAGGAGUAUCGAAAGCGUUUUAAUGUGGUUGAGGAAGAUGCAGUGUUAUACUGCUAUGAGUAUGACAAGGGAAGAACAAGUGGUCCUGGAAGGAGAGAGAGCACACCAACGUAUGAAAAUUCAUUGCUACGCUAUAUGAGCAAUGAGAAAAUAGGCCAAGAAGACUACAUGUUUCAAAGGAAUAGCAAAAAGGAUACCGGAAAAAAGUCAAAAAAGAAAGGAGACAAGGGUAAUAGUCCUAGUCAUUACUCGUUGUUACCUAGUUUACAAAUGGAUUCAUUGAGACAAGAUGUCAUUGGCACACCUGGACCAGAGACCACUUUGUACCAUACAUUUCAGCAAUCUUCUCUACAGCAGAAAAGUAAAAAGAAAAACAAAGCUCCUAUUCCUGGUAAAAGCAAAAGAAGGAUCUCCUGUAAAGAUCUUGGCCGAGGAGACUGCGAAGGCUGGCUUUGGAAAAAGAAAGAUGCUAAGAGUUAUUUCUCCCAGAAAUGGAAAAAAUACUGGUUUGUCCUGAAAGACACAUCUCUCUACUGGUAUAUCAAUGAAGAGGAUGAAAAAGCGGAAGGAUUUAUCAGUCUACCUGAAUUUAAAAUUGACAGAGCAAGUGAAUGCCGAAAGAAAUACGCAUUCAAAGCCUGCCAUCCUAAGAUCAAAAGUUUUUAUUUUGCUGCUGAACAUCUAGAUGAUAUGAACAGAUGGCUAAACAGAAUUAACAUGCUUGCUGCUGGCUAUGCAGAAAGGGAGAGAAUCAAGCAAGAGCAAGAUUACUGGAGUGAGAGUGAUAAGGAGGAGGCUGACACUCCAUCGACACCCAAACAAGACAGCCCACCACCCCCGUAUGAUACAUACCCACGGCCUCCUUCGAUGAGUUGCACCAGUCCCUACGUGGAGCCAAAGCACAGCCGCCUCUCCUCCACAGAGACCUCCCAGUCUCAGUCAUCACACGAGGAGUUCCGCCCAGAGGCGGCGGGGAGUGUCACCGACUCACCGGUGCGCAAGACAGCGAGCCAGAGGCGCUCCUGGCAGGACCUCAUCGAGACGCCACUGACCAGCUCAGGACUUCACUACUUGCAGACGCUGCCGCUGGAGGACUCGGUGUUCUCUGAGACGGCCGUGGUGUCCCCUGAGCACCGGCGGCAGUCCACCUUGCCCACCCAGAAGUGCCACCUGCAAGACCACUACGGCCCCUUCCCACUCGUGGAAGGGGAGCGGAUGCAAGUGCUGAACGGGAAUGGAGGCAAGCCCAGGAGCUUCACGCUGCCACGAGACAGUGGCUUCAACCACUGCUGCCAGAGCCUUUCGGUGGGAGCCACUGAUCACCACGAGGAAGUGCAGCAAAAGGAGGUGGAAGAGGAAGAGGAGGAGGAGGAGGAGGAAGUCAAAGCAGCAGAAGAAAACCAGGAAGAUAAAAGCUAAUACACUGCGAGAGUUGAUAGCACCUCUCCAUGUCAAAUCGGAUCCACUUCUCUUGGCACUGAACCGAUUGGACUCAAAGGUUGAUAAACUUAUCAUUAGCGAUUGGCACGACGGAGACUCAACUUCAGCCUCUUGCAAGACACCUAAUGGCCUCCGUUCAGAAAGUCAAUUCUUCUUGAAUAACAUUGGUGUUUAUAAAAGAGACUAGACCUGUUAAAGCGUAGACAACCACAUGCCUGGAUAUGAGGCCUCCAGGAAGGUGUCAAGGGCAUGGCCACUCUUUUGAAGAAUGCACCCUUUCCACAAUGGGACUAGGCACAAGGUCAGAUCCAGUCUACACGGAGCACAUUUGCAGAAAAUACUGCCCCGCAUGGGAGUACGGAAGGGGAAGAGGGUCUUGACAGGGGAAGGGCUUU
Messenger RNA from Centrocercus urophasianus (Greater sage-grouse), 3023 nucleotides. RefSeq names its product connector enhancer of kinase suppressor of Ras 2 (gene CNKSR2). Gene Ontology annotation, molecular function: protein binding. The transcript has 20 exons. NCBI's taxonomy places the organism in Eukaryota, Metazoa, Chordata, Aves, Galliformes, Phasianidae. The coding region runs from base 1 to 2607 and encodes 868 amino acids. The record is from RefSeq and is a predicted model, not a curated record. Gene Ontology annotation, cellular component: membrane; cytoplasm. Gene Ontology annotation, biological process: regulation of signal transduction.